GUGUAGAAGUAAAUUCACAAAAGUGACGCUGCUGCUGCUCUCUCUGCGACUCUUCCCCGCCUUUCUCGAGCGAACCCCAUCAGAACACAGUCGCCAUUGCAGAAAGCUUGCUUGCAAUCUAAUGCACGACCGCUGCCAAUUUCGGACUUCAGCAGCUAUCGGAUAGCAAAAGCUCCCCACUCAAGCAAAGGAAUUGCAGUGGAUCCGGCCAGAUCCGCAUGUCUGUGGAUCCGAAUAUGGAUUUGCUGCAGGAGUCCGGUUGGGAGGAGCUCCGCACCGAAGCCCGCAAGGUCGAGAGCGAUCUCGAUGUCAAGCUCUCCUCUUACGCCAAGCUCGGCUCUCGCUUCGCCCAUGGGGGAGGUUAUGUUGAUACUGGCUCGCCAACUCUUGGCUCCAGCCGAUCAUGGAAGUCCAUGGAAAUGGAGAUUCAGUCAUCACUUGAGAAGCUACUGGAUAUAAAUGAUGCCAUGAGCAGAUGUGCAACAUCUGCAGCACCAACUACAUCUGUUACCCAAAAGUUGGCAAGGCACAGAGAUAUACUACAUGACUUCACCCAGGAAUUUAGGCGUAUUAAAGGGAACAUGCACUCAAUGAGGGAACAUGCAGAACUUCUUAGUUCUGUAAGGGAUGAUAUUAGCGAGUUCAAGGCAGGGACCAUGUCUCCAAGAAAUCAGUUAUUACGUGAGAGGGCUGCCAUACAUGGAAGUAUUUCACAUAUUGAUGAUGUGAUCAGUCAAGCUCAAACAACACGGGCAGCAUUGGGGUCGCAGAGGACACUAUUUGGUGCCGUGCAGGGAAGAGUGAAGCAACUGGGUGACAUGUUCCCUCAAAUUCGCGGCAUUAUCGGUUCAAUCAGGAGGAAGAAAUCAAGGGACACUCUCAUUCUCUCAGCAGUUAUUGCAGCUUGCACUCUAUUUCUAAUCAUCUAUUGGCUCUCAAAGUAGUCAGAUAUACAUGCAUCAAAACCAACAAAUACUUACUGGCUUCAUUCUUCUGAGCCUUUUGGAGUUUCUUUUAUAAAAAAAAAUUCUUAUUUCCAGUGAUGCAUUUGUGUUCCGCUUUAUAUAUAACCUUUUUGGUUCUCAAACAUUACAUAAGUGGAUUUUCUUGUUGUCUGUAAUUAACAAACUUCACAAACUAACCUUUCCUAGUCAAGUUCUGCCGAAUCAAUAGAGAAUGUUUGGCUUU
Molecule: messenger RNA, 1188 nt
Organism: Cuscuta campestris
Lineage: Eukaryota; Viridiplantae; Streptophyta; Magnoliopsida; Solanales; Convolvulaceae
Source: the annotation of a GenBank genome assembly